Rotaria sp. Silwood1 is the source of this 666-nucleotide messenger RNA. Lineage: Eukaryota; Metazoa; Rotifera; Eurotatoria; Philodinida; Philodinidae. The record is from the annotation of a GenBank genome assembly.
AUGACAUUUAACUAUACAGCUGAUGUUGAAUUUGAUAUUCUAUUUAAAAUAUUAAUUAUUGGUGAUAGUGGAGUUGGAAAAAGUACAAUUUUACAACGGUUUGCUCAUGAUUAUUUUUCAACGGAAUAUGUAGCGACUAUAGGUGUUGAUUUUCAAAUUCGAACAUUAGAAAUCGAUUCUAAACGUUGUAAAUUACAAUUAUGGGAUACAGCUGGUCAAGAUCGUUUUAAGUGUGUUGUAUCUUCAUUUUAUCGUAAUGCACAUGGUGUUAUCAUUUGUUUUGAUAUAACAGAUUUAGAAAGUUUUCGUAAUGUUAAUAAUUGGCUUGAAGAAGCUAAACGAUAUUGUCCGGAACAAACACCUAUGAUUCUUAUUGGUACUAAAUCUGAUUUAAAAUCACGACGUAUGGUUUCAUAUGAAAUGAUUAAAACUUAUGCUGAACAAAAGCAAUUCUCAUAUCUUGAAACGAGUUCAAAAACAAAUGAAAAUGUUGAAAAAUGUUUUGUUGAUUUUACACAAGCUUUAGUAACUCAUACCAAUCAAAUGGAAAUGCUUUAUAAAAAACAAGAAAUAGAAGACCCAUCACUUGACUUGACAGGUACAGGAAGGCCAGUUAAGAAUCCAGAUACUCCUAGAUGGUGGAGCCGAAUUAAAUGUACAAUCUAA